AGUUUUGGUAUAUUUUUGAACCAACAACAACAACAGCAGCAACAGCAGCGUUCCCAGCUGUCAAUUCCACAACCUCCACAACUACAUAUCUAUUAAUUUAUCAAGGAUUUUGUAGAUAAAAGAGAACAUAUUAUAUAUUUUUUUGUUUUCCAGAUACAUAUUACACAUAAUUUUAUACAUAUCUCGCUUAUGUUUAUAAACUGGAAAGAGGUUUGGACUCAGGGUGACUCAGGGGCUUAUAUAAGUGUUGUAGGUGUUGUACAAUAUAAUACAUUAUUAUUACAUGUGUAUCAAAAAUUGUUAAUUUCGAUAAUUUCGAUAAUUCAAGAGGCUCUCAAUGAUAAUGUCACGGCGACAGAAUGUCGAUAAUGUCGAUAUAAGUACAAUAUCAUAUAUGUAGAAGGCAGCCUGCCAGUAGCAGCAGCAGCAGCAGCAACAGUGAGCCAGCUGACGAAUUCAUUUUAUGGUUUUAAUGGCAAACACGCUACAGUACGCUAAAUUUUUACCAAAUCUUUGAGUAGCUUUCAAAUAUUUUUUAAUUAAAAAUUGUACUAUAAACUUAUACGCUUUUAUAUAUGUCUAUCUUGCUAUCUUUCAUCACAAUGUCCAUCAUCAAGAUCAAUUAUGCCUAAAUAGUGAUAACUAAAUUGCUGAAAACAUUUAGAUUGUUAUUGUUUUAAUGUUAAUGGUAGUCAAAUUAACUAAAUAAUGAAUGAACAAAAUUGUUCAUCGGGAUUACAAAUCCAGAUGGCCAUCCCGUUACAUCUCCAGAGACUGGAACGAAGUUUGAAUGUACAACCAUUUUUAUCUCAAGUCAAUCAUCUUUUCCAAAAUAAUUUACGCGAUGAGAAUUAUAACGACGACAAUGAUGAUGAUGAUGAGGAUAAUUAUGAUGACGAUAAUGAGGAUGACAAAUCUGUAUCUUCAGAUUCUUCAGAUGGAUCUGAUAACUAUGCGAAUAAUACAUUGAACCACAAAGAAGAAGAAAGAAUGAACAAAUUAAGACUGUAUAAUAUGUCGAAAAUUGGUGACGAAAGAAGAUGGCUUCAAGAUAUUUUAUUGUCAGAAUCAGAUACUGAAAGUUUAUCAGUUUCAGAAUCGUCAGAUACAGAUGGACCAAUAACAGAACAAGACUUUCAAGAUAUGUUAAAAUUUCAUAUACUUAGAAAAAAAUAUCAAGGACGAUUUUAUCAAAAACCUGAAAAUAUACAAUAUCAAUAUUAUGGUGCUGGUUUAUUAUCAAGUUGUGAUAGAUUUCCAGAGCAUCAAAUGCUCAUUGUCGCAAUAACAAUGAUGACAACAACAACAACAACAACAACAACAGCAACAGCAACAACAAUAGCAACAAAUAUUUGUAAUGAACAUGAUUAUCCAGAUAAUAAUGAUUGGGGAUUAAUAAAUAAUAAUAUUACUAAUAAUAUGACAUUAUUAUCUGGAACAUCUGAAACAUUAUCAACAACAACAACAACAACAGAUGCGGUAACGACAAUGUCAACAUCAUCAAUUAAAAAUAAAAAACAAGAUCAUGAACUUGAUGAAGCUGAAUUACAAGUAAUAAUACGUCAUCAACAACGUUCACGUAAUCGUAAAAAGCAUAAUAAUAAAAGUCCUGAAAUGAUGGCUAUUAGAAGACGAAAAAUUUGGAUAAUGAUGUCUAAAAAAGAAUUGGGUAAAAUUCAAAGAGCAAAAAUAAAUAAUCAUAAAGAAAUGUUGAUAAAUUGUAAAAAAUUAUCACAAAAUUGUAUUAAAUAUUGGCGACAAAAAGCCAUGCAAUCACAAAAAAAUAUGAAAGAAACAUUGUGGCGAGCAAAACGAUUAACUAGAGAAAUGCAAUCAUAUUGGAAACGUUAUGAUAGAGUUGAAAGAGAAACUAGAAGGCGAUUAGAAAAAGAAGCUGAAGAACAACGUAAAAUGGAUGUUGAGUUAAUAGAGGCUAAACGUCAACAAAGAAAAUUAAAUUUUUUAAUAACACAAACAGAAUUAUAUGCUCAUUUUAUGUCGAAAAAAUUUGGUAAAGUAUCACCAGAAGAACAAUUACGUAUAUUAAAUCAAUUAGAUGAAGAAAAAAAUCCACGAUUAAUUGGCAUUGAUGAUUAUGAUAGUGAAUUAAUAAAACAAAAAGCAAAAAAAAAUGCAACUGAAGCUUUUAAUUAUGAAAGAGCACGUACUAAACAAUUUGAUGAUGCUGCUGCUAAUAUUAAUAGUAAUAAUACUAAUAAUACUAAUAAUACAUUAUCGUCUUUAUCAUCAAUUGUUGAUAAAGAAUUAAGAUUAAGUGAAACACCUGAAAAUCUUGAACAUCCUCAACCAUUAAUAUUUAAAGGUAAUCUUAAGGGUUAUCAAUUAAAAGGUAUGAAUUGGCUUGCUAAUCUUUAUGAUCAAGGUAUAAGUGGUAUAUUAGCUGAUGAAAUGGGCCUUGGUAAAACAGUUCAAUCAAUAGCAUUUUUGUGUCAUGUUGCUGAACGUUAUUCGGUAUGGGGUCCAUUUCUUAUAAUAUCACCAGCAUCAACAUUACAUAAUUGGCAACAAGAAAUGGCUAGAUUUGUUCCUAAUUUUAAAGUUGUACCGUAUUGGGGUAACCCACAGGAACGUAAAAUAUUAAGACAAUUUUGGGAUACUAAAGAUUUACAUACUAAAGAUGCAUCAUUUCAUGUUGUAAUAACAAGUUAUCAACUUGUUAUCACAGAUUAUAAAUAUUUUAACAGAAUAAAAUGGCAAUAUAUGAUUUUAGAUGAAGCACAAGCUAUUAAAAGUACAAGUAGUAUGAGAUGGAAACUUCUUUUAGGAUUUAGUUGUCGAAAUAGAUUAUUACUUAGUGGUACACCAAUACAAAAUAGUAUGGCUGAACUUUGGGCUCUUCUUCACUUUAUAAUGCCAACUUUAUUUGAUUCACAUGAUGAAUUUAAUGAAUGGUUUUCAAAAGAUAUUGAAAAUCAUGCUGAAAAUAAAACAGGAAUUGAUGAAAAACAUUUAUCUAGAUUACAUAUGAUUUUAAAGCCAUUUAUGUUGAGAAGAAUUAAAAAGGAUGUUGAAAAUGAAUUAUCUGAUAAAAUUGAAAUAAUGGUUUAUUGUCCAUUAACAACACGACAAAAAUUACUUUAUUCUGCAUUGAAACAAAAAAUACGCAUUGAAGAUUUGUUACAUUACACUGUUGGUUCUAAUUCUGCUAAUUCAGGAAAUAGUGUUAAUAAUAAUAAUAAUAAUAAUAAUAAUAAUAACAACACUAGUGAUGCUAGUGCUGGUGCUGGUGCCAAUACUAUUAGUAAUAAUAAUAGUAAUAAUAAUAAUAAUAAUAAUAAUAAUAAUAAUAAUAAUAAUAAUAAUAAUAAUAAUAAUAAUAAUGUUAAUAGUAAUGCCAGUGCCACAAAUGGCGAUAAUCCACAGUUGUCGUUACACCUACAAAAUGAUAAAAAUUUUACGUCAAAUCUUAUGAAUCUAGUCAUGCAAUUUCGUAAAGUUUGCAAUCAUCCAGAACUUUUUGAACGUAGAGAUGCUAAAUCACCUUUUUUUAUAAAAUCUAAUGAUUAUCAAAUACCAAAAUUAAUAUAUCACAACUUACAGGAGCUAUCUAAUUCAAUAUCAUCAAAAAAUCAUUUAUUUAAUAAUAAAUUAAACAUUUUUAAUACUGAUUACAUAAAUAAAUCUAUAUAUCAUAAUAAUGAUAAUUUUUUGUCAUUUUCACGAUUUAUAAAUCUUUCACCUAUUGAAAUAUAUAGAAUAUUUAUAUUUGGUAUUCUAUAUAGACUUUAUCAUGGAACAUUGAUUGAAUAUGAUUUAAAAAAAAAAAAAUAUUGGCAAGAUUUGUGGAUAGAUGAUAGUCAUAAUAAUUUAAAACAAUCUAAAAAUAUUAUGUUGAUUAUUAUAACAACACCAUUAUUAUUAUUAUUAUCAACUCAUGAUUAUGAUAAUAAUAACAACAGUAAUAUUAAAAAUAAUAUUAAAACCGAUAUUGUUUUUACAAAAAAAAUAUUACAAGGCGAAGCUUUUUAUACUCAUACUACUCAUUCAAUCCAUUCAAUUCCUGAAACAAUGGCUCAUCGGAUACUAAGAAGCACCAAACACAUUUCUAAUAGUUCAAUUAAAUUAAAUUCAAUCCGUUCAACUCAAAAUGUUAUAAAAUCACAAGGGCUAUCUGAAGAAUCAAAGUUUAUACUUUUACCAGAACAUCGACAUAUUCAACGGCCAACUAUAAAUAGAAAAUAUCAAUCCACAAAUAUUCCACGUUUUUUGUGUGAUACAAAUUUAAAAGUUAAAGCUAGUCCGAAAAAAUUAUAUGUCAGCAGUAGUUCUGCUGCUUAUGCUUGGAAUAGACAUGAGACUUUUGGGGGACUCUUUGGACAAAAUGUUAUUCGUAAUGGUUUUGAAAAAGCCAUUAAAUUUCACAAUAUUGAUGUUGAUACCUUUCAGACAACAUUUAUAUCUCAAAAAAAUAUACAUGAUUCACAAGAAUCAAUAAUAUACUUUUCUCAUCAACAAUUGGGAGGUUUAUCUGCAUGUACACCUAUCACUGGAUGGUCUAAUAUCAUCGUUCCAGACAAACAAACAUUGGUAACAGAUGCAGGUAAACUUACAGUUCUGGAUAAUCUUUUACGUCGGUUAAAAGAACAGGGUCAUCGAGUACUUAUUUAUUCUCAAAUGACUAAAAUGAUUGAUCUACUUGAAGAAUAUAUGUAUCACCGUAAACAUACAUUUAUGCGAUUGGAUGGAUCUUCAAAAAUAUCAGAUCGUCGUGAUAUGGUUGCAGAUUUUCAAAAAAGGGCUGAUAUAUUUGUUUUUCUAUUGAGUACAAGGGCAGGUGGUUUAGGAAUAAAUUUAACAGCCGCAGACACAGUAAUUUUUUAUGACAGCGAUUGGAAUCCAACCGUUGAUCAACAAGCUAUGGACAGAGCUCAUCGAUUAGGUCAAACAAAACAAGUUACUGUGUAUCGGCUUAUUUGUAAGGGAACUAUCGAAGAACGAAUACUACAGAGAGCUCGAGAAAAAAGCGAGAUUCAACGUAUGGUAAUAAGUGGUGGCAAUUUUAAACCAGACACUCUUAAACCAAAAGAAGUUGUAUCUUUAUUGUUGGACGAUGAAGAGAUUGAAGCUAAAUACAGUCAACGGAGCGAAGAGAGAAAAGAGUACACAGAGGAUUCUCGAAUUGAUCAAAGUAUACAUCAUAAGGAGAGAGACCGGAAGAGGAAGUUAACCGCGCUUCCGUUCAAGGAUGCCAAAAAAGCCUGUUUUGAGAGUAAUUCUAUUGAAAAAGUGAAUACUUUAAGCACGGCAGAUGCUAGCAAUAAGCUACCCAAUUCUUCUAUUACUACUACUACUACUGCUAUUACUCUUGCAACAAUAACAACCACAACAACAACAAUAGCAGCAGCAGCAGCAACAACAACACCAACAACAACAACAACCAGUGCUACCAAUACUAAUAAUAAUACUUGUACUACUGUUCCUAUUAUAACUACUACUACUACUACUACUACUACGACUACUAGUACUACUACUGCUGUCACUAUUCACACGACAUCGACAACAGCAAAAACAAAUGAUUUGUCGCAGUCAUCGGACACUAUUGAAGAUUACACUACUGUCAGUCCAGUUAAAUCGGAGGAUGAAACAAGCAAUGAAGAUCUUGUAGUUGAUGUUGACAAUAAUUCAACACCGGGAUCCGGUAAAAAUAGUUAUUCACCUCAAAAAGUUUCUCGAUUUAGUCAUCAUUUGAGUUACGGUAUAGCUUCAAGUGGAAUAAGAAUUCGCCCGUCAUCAAUGAGAGGUACCAGCAAACGUGGUAGGCCUCGAGGUUCUCGACGUGGUGGAUCUAUUGGUGGCAAAGGUAGAGGAUUUAUACUUCAUCCACCAGUUAAGACAUCAAAUGCUGUUGGAAUUUCACAAUCUUCAUUAUCUUUACCCCAAUCAUCAUCUGGAGAUCAGACUAUUGCUCAACAAGGAAUUUAUGGAAAUAGUGAGGGUGAUAGUUCACUAAUAAUAAGUGGAAAUUCACUGGGAUCAGAAGUAGCCGUAAACCAAACAUUAACUGGACGUGGUUCAUUAUCAAUCCGUAGAGGACCUGGACGACCGCGAUUACGGCCUGCUGGACCUGGUAAUCAAGGACACAGAAUACCUGGACAUCAUCACAGCAAAAAAAUUCAACGUCCAUUACCUGUACCUUUAAGUCAUAAUCAAUUAUCAAGUGUACAAAAUAAAUCAUCAAAAAAUUUAAUUACAUCUUCAUUGACAUCAUCAUCAUCAUCGUCAUCAUCACCAUCACCAUCAUUAUUAGCAGCAGCAACCUUAGCAUCAGUUUCAAAAUCGACAUCAACGUCAACAAUAACAUCAGCAUCGACAUCUUUAAAGAUGACUUGCACAUCAGAAUCACGACCUUUUGGAUUUUACACUCAACAAAAGUCGGUAAAUAAAGAUCACCAAACGUAAUAAUUCAUAAAUAAACAGCAAUACGUGCAUAUAUUACGUGUAUAAAAUUAAUUAAAGAUGUAUUAAAUAGGAAUUUAUAUUAAAACUAAUAUAGUGAUAGUUUUGUAAUUCAGUUGAUCAAAGAAAUUUAUUAUUAUUUCUACAGGUUAUUGUUAUUUACAUAUUAUAAUUAUGAUUGCUAAUUUGGGUUCGAUAAAAAUAAUAUUCAAAAAAGUAAUUAUGAAUAAAAAUUUAGUUUUUUCUUUAAAUAAAAAUUAUUUUUUAUGUUUUAUUUUUAAAUAAAAAAAUUUAUAUAUUUAUUUUAUUAUAUCUAUGCAAUACUUAUUUGUAAAUAGGUUACAUAUAAAUAUACGAAAAAUCGAUUAUUUAUUUAACUAAUGAUAUUUUAUUUUUCGAGAGGCAUAAACGCAAAAGCUCCGACCUCAUUAUAUUU
This is a messenger RNA of Microplitis demolitor, 6853 nucleotides long. RefSeq names its product chromatin-remodeling ATPase INO80 (gene Ino80). Lineage: Eukaryota; Metazoa; Arthropoda; Insecta; Hymenoptera; Braconidae. The transcript has 15 exons. The record is from RefSeq and is a predicted model, not a curated record. Gene Ontology annotation, cellular component: Ino80 complex. The coding region runs from base 709 to 6420 and encodes 1903 amino acids. Gene Ontology annotation, molecular function: DNA binding; ATP hydrolysis activity; ATP binding. Gene Ontology annotation, biological process: DNA repair.